CAAUUCGUAUAUAUGAAUGAAUGAACAAAACGGAGGGAACUCUCUCUCUCUCUCGAAACCCUACCUGUUUUCACACAACUGUGGAUUGAAGUCAAUCACAAAAACGUUCAUAUCUCUCUCUAAAACUUGUUGAUUCUGUUUUCUCGACGCCAUGGACGUCGAAAUCAAGAAGGAAAUUCUUGGAGUUGAAAUCAAGAAGGAAAUCGUCGAACAAAACGAAUUUCCAGAGAUAAAUCGAACUUCUUCACCGGCUAGGGUGAUCGACAUUAGUAGCACUGACUCUGAUUCGAACUCCGAAUCUGACGAUACGGAUGACUCGGACGUCGAAGGACUUCUGAGAAAGAAGAGAAAACUCGACCUCGCAUUGCCGGUUGGGUUUCUCGAUCCUCUUCCUCCUCCUCCGGAAGAACGAAUGACGAUUGUCGCCGCGAAUAAGAAUCAUGGUCUUUCUCCGGAAGAAUCGGCGUCGCAUACAAAGGCGGCUGUUGCAAAUUCUAGUUCUCCGCAAUCUAGUGCGGUUGUUCAGAGCUGUAAGCAGUUUUGGAAAGCAGGAGAUUAUGAAGGGGACAAUGGCAUUGAUUCUUCUUCGUUUUCUGUUGGCAUGGAUCAUGUCAGGGUUCAUCCAAGAUUUUUACAUUCCAAUGCUACCAGCCAUAAAUGGGCUCUGGGAGCUUUUGCGGAGCUUCUUGAUAAUUCUUUGGAUGAGGUCUGUUAUGGAGCUACUUAUGUCCGUGUAGAUAUGCUGAUAAACGAGAAAGAUAAAAAUAAAAUGUUACUAGCUGAAGAUAAUGGUGGGGGAAUGACUCCUGAUAAAAUGCGCUGGUGCAUGUCUCUUGGGUAUUCUGUAAAAUGCAAAAUGGCGAACACUAUUGGUCAAUAUGGAAAUGGUUUUAAGACUAGUACUAUGAGGCUUGGUGCAGAUGUUAUUGUAUUUUCACGUUGUCCGGGUAGUCAUGGUAGGAGCCCAACACAAAGUAUUGGAAUGCUGUCUUACACAUUCUUGAGGAGAACAGGCAAGGAAGAUAUUGUGGUUCCCAUGAUUGAUUAUGAGAGAGAAGGACAAGAUUGGAAGAAGUUGACACGAUCUUCACUUAAUGACUGGAGUAGAAACUUAGAAACUAUUUUGAAGUGGUCACCAUAUGCAAGCGAAGAAGAUCUUCUUCAGCAGUUCAAUACAUUAAAAGAGCAAGGUACACGCAUCAUAAUAUACAAUCUUUGGGAGGAUGACCAAGGACAGCUGGAACUUGAUUUUGACACAGAUCAAAAUGACAUUCAAAUUAGAGGGGUGAAUCGAGAUGAGAAGAAGAUAGAGAUGGCAAAAAAUUACCCGAACUCGAGACACUUUUUAACUUAUCGGCAUUCAUUGAGGAGUUAUGCAUCAAUUCUGUAUCUGAGAAUUCCAUCUGGUUUCCGUAUUAUUCUGCGUGGAAAAGAUAUUGAUCAUCAUAAUUUAGUUAAUGAUUUGAUGCUAACUAAGGAGAUUACAUAUAAACCAGUGGCUAUUGCUGAUGGGAUGCCGAAGGAUCCAAAUAUGGUAGCUGUUGUGACUAUUGGGUUUGUAAAAGAUGCGAAGUAUCAUAUUGAUAUUCAAGGGUUUAAUGUUUAUCAUAAGAAUCGACUGAUCAAGCCAUUUUGGAGGGUCUGGAAUGCUGCUGGAAGUGAUGGGCGUGGGGUUAUAGGUGUGUUGGAAGCUAAUUUUGUUGAACCAGCUCACGAUAAACAGAGCUUUGAGCGCACAACUGCACUGGCGAGACUUGAGGCAAGAUUAGUUGUGAUGCAGAAGAGUUACUGGUCUACAAACUGCCAAGAAAUUGGUUAUGCUCAGCGACGACAUUCAAAGAAGUCUGUUUCUCCAAAUAGAGAAAGUAUACCUGAUAAAAGAAACAAAUCCUCUACACGUUCAAAUUCAAAUGAGCACCUUUACUGUAAUGGUGGAUCUAAAUUGAAGUCCACCAAAAGAAAUGAAUACAGGUUGGCUGCAGCUGAUGAUGCAAGCGAAGAUGAGAUCAAAUCUGCGAAUCACGAGAGACCAAAAAGAAGUCAUCAUAAGGCAUCCCCUGCGCAUGUUGAGACUACGCAAAAUGGGAAAUCCGAUUGCAUCGCUGGACACACACAUUCAAUGGUCGAUGAUUUUGAUGGGGAUGAACAUGCAUCCGCCAACUCCAAUGCAGGGAGUAUGUCCAAGUUAAAGGAAGAAAAUCAUGAACCGAGUGAAAGAUUGGAGAAAGUAGACAGAUUAAUGAUGGUUGAUCUACAUCAUGAUCUAAAGUCUGAAAGAGAGAGACGUAGAUCACUAGAAAUUAAACUUCAGGAUGCAAACAAUAAAAUUGAGGAGAUGGAUAGAGAACAAGAAGCUCUGAUUAACAUAUUCUCCGAAGAAAGGAUCAGGAGAGAAGCUGAGGAGGAGAGUUUGAGGAACAGGUUAAAGAAUGCUUCGAAUACCAUCCAAGAUUUACUCGACAAGGUCAAGCUGCUAGAGAGCAAGAGGAUCCCAAGUUGCAAAACUGAGCGUUGAAGUGCAUACUGCUUAGUUCUUCAGCCUCGAUAUUUAAAGUGGCUUAUAGUAUAUAUUCCCUAUACAGGAUUAACGCUUUUAGAAUAGUCAUGGACUGAUGCACAUUUUUUUUCCUCAACUAACUGAAAGGGCAACAAAGAGGUGUGUGCAGAUGUAGGAGGUUUUUCCUCAAUUGUUAUCCUUUACACGCUAAUUAUAUUUUAGUAUAUACUGAAUGUUACUGGGAAUUAUUUUUAGGAGGUUUUGUUAAUAUGUAGACUCAUCUUGGCCUCGGGAUGUUCUUAACAGGUUAAUGUUUAUAUGUUUUUUGUAAUAUGUGGAAUGUGAGGAUUGUUGUCUAUGCCUAGUCCUAAUCUUUUUUCACAAGUCUCCCACCAAACUUGAUGUUUCAUUUCUUAAGUUUAGUAGAACGAAUUGGUGAAUGGAUGAAAUUAAGUAAGAAGUGAUAAUAAGCAUUCCUUGGAUACAUAAAAGAGUCAGCAAAUUGUUGAAAUUUUACAACAUUAUUGAUACUACGGAAAAUGUAUACAAUCUUGAAGCUAAACCAAUAAAUUGGAUUGCCAA
This is a messenger RNA of Camellia sinensis, 3079 nucleotides long. RefSeq names its product protein MICRORCHIDIA 7. Gene Ontology annotation, molecular function: ATP hydrolysis activity. The record is from RefSeq and is a predicted model, not a curated record. Gene Ontology annotation, cellular component: nucleus. Lineage: Eukaryota; Viridiplantae; Streptophyta; Magnoliopsida; Ericales; Theaceae.